AGAGCCAUCUGUAGUUACAUUGCUCACAAAUACAAAGACCAGGGAACAGAUCUACUUCAACAUGGCAAUCUUCAUGGUUUCGCAGAAGUAAUGGUUGGAUGUGAAGUAGAAUCUCAACAAUUCAACCCUGCAAUGGGACCUAUUUUCUUUCACACCUUCAUUGCUCCUAUGAGAGGUUGGGCACCAGAUCAGAAGGCCAUCGAUGAGAACGUCGUGAAAGUCGGGGCAGUCCUUGAUGUUUAUGAAAAGAUGCUUAGCAGCAGUACAUAUCUUGCAGGAGAUAGUUAUACACUAGCUGAUCUUAAUCACCUUCCUUAUAUUACCUAUAUUAUGAAGACUCCACAUGCUAAUUUGAUCAAUUCUAGGCCUCAUGUUAAGGCAUGGUGGGAAGCUGUUUCAUCUAGGCCAGAUUCACUAAAGGUUACCCAAGGAAUGACCUUGGGUAGCAAGUGAUCACUUGGUUCCGUAAAAUGUUUGUCACAAAACCUCUCUAGGGCGCAUUUGUGGUGUGAUGUACUCAAUUUUAAUAAGCGUACGGGGAAUGGAAUAUGCAAGUGUGUUAAAGUGGUCGUACCUAUAAUAAUGAAAUAGUAUUGUUGUCUCAAGCCAGUUAAUUCUAAAUUUAAU
This is a messenger RNA of Papaver somniferum (opium poppy), 627 nucleotides long. RefSeq names its product glutathione S-transferase F13-like. The coding region runs from base 91 to 453 and encodes 120 amino acids. Lineage: Eukaryota; Viridiplantae; Streptophyta; Magnoliopsida; Ranunculales; Papaveraceae. Gene Ontology annotation, cellular component: cytoplasm. The record is from RefSeq and is a predicted model, not a curated record. The transcript has a single exon. Gene Ontology annotation, molecular function: glutathione binding; glutathione transferase activity.